Messenger RNA from Tetranychus urticae (two-spotted spider mite), 3220 nucleotides. RefSeq lists its product as uncharacterized. The record is from RefSeq and is a predicted model, not a curated record. NCBI's taxonomy places the organism in Eukaryota, Metazoa, Arthropoda, Arachnida, Trombidiformes, Tetranychidae.
UUAAUUUCGAAAUUUUUUGAGAUCGAUAUAAUCGAUUUAUAAAUCGGAUUGGAACAUGUCUAUUGAACAGGUUUCAUUUCAAUCUUUACAGUCACUGUAAUACAGUGUAACUGUUUGUUUGGUAUUUUUAUCAUCACCAACUUGAUUCCAUCAGCUUCACCAGCCUCAUUGGAUUUACCGGCAACAGUUAACAUCUUUAAAUGGUGAUGUGUUGAAGCUAAACUUAGCUGGUUAUUUGUUUGGUUGGUCUUAAUAUUUCCAAUCAAAAGUGGUUACUUCUUGAUUAUAGUGUUUCAUCAUUGCCUUCUCUUUACAUGUCACUGUUGAUGCUCUACCAAAACAAACCUGAUAUUUGAUGGUUCCAGAUUCAUCACUUAUUGUCUUCUGUUUCAACUUAAAUCUUGUCUUAUAGUUCGUGGUAGGUUUGAUUAAACCUUAAAGCAAAUCAAAGCUAUCCAUAUUAUCAUAUCUCUCCUUAAUGCAAAGUGAUUUUGACAAGUUAACCGGCAUUCAUUAUCCAUCAAUGACCAGGUUAUCAAGUAUUUUGGCCUCUUCCUCUCAAACAUCAUCUUGUGGUUCUUCUGUUCAAAUAACACCAACUCUGACCACCUCAAUGUCAAGUAACUGUCAACAACAAUCACCAUCAACUCUAACCGACUCAACAACAUCUUCUGCCACCAAACCCAAUACCAUAUUCGGUUCUCGUAGCCUUUGGGGUCUUAAAGAUAACCUAUUGUCUGGUUUAUCCUCACGAUUAGAAGCUUUCCAGUCCAGUUUUACUGACAACGGUACAAAUCAUGAUCCUUCUAAAGGUCUUAAUAAUAAUUCUCCCGCUGGAUCUACUUCAGGAUCUCCAUGUACUAAUAAGCAACGUCGUGGACCUAAAAUAAGAUCAAUAUUUGGCCAACCAGAGAUGGUUUCAAUUCCAAACGUUCAAUCAUCCCCAAUGCAACGAUCAAAAGAUACUUCAAUGGAUUCCCUAGAUACUUUGGACAGUGGUCAAAGUAUGGGUGGUUCUAGUUGUGUCUCUGUUGCCGAGCUUCGUAGUCUAGAGCUUCAUGAUACUCUCAAACCUUACCGAACUGGCGAGUCCAUUGGAAUAGGCAGCGGCCAGGAAACAUCUUUAGAAUCAUCAGAAGCCGAAGAUGAAAUCAACACUGAGAGAAUGGUGUUGAUGGUACCAAGAAAAAAGGGUGAUCUUAAUCUUCAUAGUUUACAUUCCAACUGCCCACUCUCUGAUCCCAAUUCAUCCAUCAAAUUUUCUGUACAAUCAUGGGCAUCUAACUGUACAACCUAUGAUAAUCAGCCUGAAGAUGAGGAAGAAGUCAGAAGAUUCAUGGAAAAUUUUGUGGACAAAAUAUUCUCUGACAGCUCAUCAAUAACGUUGCAAGAGAAAGCUCUUUUCGGAGCUUAUGCGCGAACAGGUAAAGGAAGAUUGCUAUUUUCUCGUUUCAUAAAUGAGAAGAGAGUUUAUGAUAAACAUGUAUCUGAGAGUACAUUCUACAGCCUUGUUCAAUAUUUCGCAAUUAUUUUAUUCGAAUGCUCAGAGUCAGACGAUUUUUCGCCAGCCAAGACAAUAUUGAACAUGUGUUUCACCUUUUACUAUGAGGCUUCUGGGCUUGUAGCCAAUUCAAACUCAAACCAACAACAACGAAAAAGCUCAAUCUCUCGUGGAAACAGUAUUGGGAAUCGUCAAUAUCUCUAUCAGUAUCUAAAAGAGCAACCAAUAUGGCGGUCUCAUCGGUUCUGGUCUGCUGCAUUUUUUGAUUCCGUAAUCUGUGAGAAAGCUAAAAGUCCCAUCCAUGAGAGAUCAUCAAGAGAUAUUACUCAAAAUGAAAGAGAUGAGGAAGCUCAGCUUCAAGAAAAUACAGUUUUCGGACAACUUGGAGCAUUCACUUAUUACAUGAAAGAGUUUGGUCUACCUGAAAAAUUUUGCCUCGAGUUUCUGAAUAAACAAUCAGCUAUUGGAAAUUUAUCAGAAGAUCAAAUAUUUACUCUUCGUCAAAAUGUGGCCUCACUUUACUACCAAUGACGAUUUAUUUAAACAUUUGAUUUCUGCCUAAAUGAUUGUAAAAAAGUAAACCAUUUCCAUGAUCCAAAUAUAAAGUAAUGAUCCAAAUCCAGCCACCGAAAAUUCAAUUACAAAUACAGAAACUACCAAAGCAAUACUGAUGAGCCUGAGCUCACAAACUCAUCCAUAUUAUUUCCAAAAGAUUGCAAUUUGCUGAUGCAGAUGAAAUUUCUCAUUUCUUCAAGUUCUUACUUCAUGCUGUAAAUUUUUCGCCAUUUACAACUUCAUUUGUAAAGCAACUGAAGGGACACUCAACUGGAAGCUUGUUCAUGUUAACCAUUUUGAGUCGCAAAGCUGUUGGCAUUGUCAUAAUUUUCAUGCUCAAUACACAUUAUGAUGAGAAUAAUGAUGUUCAUCAUCCACGUAUUACCUAAUUAACUUUCAAACAAUUAACAUUGCAAUAGUAUUUGGCCUUUAAAAGUAACCAUAGUUUAUCUUGUCCAAAGGAAUCUUCAAUCAAAGCUUCUUCCAAUUAUCCAGUCAAACAAAAAUAAUUAACCUCAUUUCCCAAAAUUAUAGCCUGAUGUAAACUACACAUGUGUGUUAUCCAACAACAAAAAGAUAUCAUCAUUAUCAUCAACCUAAUUGAUUCAAUGGAUUUUUGCAAUUUAACCAAAAAAUCUGACUUGUUUCAAUAUGCUGUUUGAAUAGUACAGGUGACAAACGGGUGAUUAAUUAAGCAGUCGAAGCUAUUCACCAAAAAACAUUACCUUUUUUUCAUAUUUAAAAAUGUUAGCUGUUAUGUAUUGUUGUAAUAAUUUUAUUGAUGUAAACUUGUUUCCUUGAUCCCACAAAACAAAUGGAAACAACCAGACGUCAAUUAUGUAAAUCCUUAUUUGUUUUCAAUGUAUCAAAUGGAGCAAUUAAUCAAUAAUGUAAAGAUAUUAUCAUUAUAUUCUUCUAUUAGAUUUACAGGAUUACAUACGUCAAUUACCAAAGAAAUAGCUAUUAAUUUAAAAAUAAUUCAAUUGCUAUUUCAUCCCAUGACAAUAAUUCUUAACAGCUCUUUCCGUUCCUUAUGAAUGCAAUUUAGUCUUUUCAGUUGAUUAAUGAAUUACUGAUACAUCAACAAAUUUCUUCGAUAAAAAUCUGUUGUAAAUUUAAAUUUGUUUUCUAAAAAGAGUAAAGUACUUGUUUGAAAUAACGAAA